GUGUCGUAUUGUAAACAAAUAAAUAGUAAUUCGUGUCGCUCGCAGUGUUCACUUCACUUUUAAUUUUGUUGACUAUUGUGCACACUUAGUGCGCGACUAUGACGGUGUGCUGACGGUCUCAUCAUGAAUUAUAAUAGGAAUUUUAUAAUUUUACAAUUGUUAUUUUCUUUAUGUUUGUGCGAAAUAAGUGUCGAUAAAGAAGAAAAGUUAUUGAAUGGCUUUAUAAGCUUCUAUAAUAAAUUACCGGGCCAGCUUUUUAAGUGCGAUGAGGGAUCUUUGCAGAAUGCGGAGCAACUGGAUGAUUCCUCAUAUCAAAUUGUAGCCAACUUGAAAGUUAUAGAGCUUAACAACCAAGAUGUCAAGAAGCUGUUUAAGUGUACAGCUAAGCUUAAAGACUCAGAGGAUGGGUUCUCCGUGGAGAAUAAUCACUGUGAGGACCAAGACCAGGCUCCUGAUAGUCAGACAAGAGAGCCUGCCUCAAGGAGGGAAGUCACAGAGGAACUGAUUGAGAGGACUCCUAUCAAACUGGAAAAUGAAGUACAAUCUGACACAGUUUUAACGUCAGGCGAACAGUUCAUUGCUAUCCCUCGAGACCAACCCAACGCGCCUUGCGUCGGUUGCGCAACGCACGUCAAUCCGCAAGCUGCAGGUGUGAGCGAUCUUGCGAAUCUCGGCAUCCGGCACCUCGACCUCCAUGAGCCGUCUGUAAAACACUCAUUGGACAGUGUUCUUGAUGUAGAAAGACAGGUUCAAGUAGUAAACGGUGUCAGAUAUAUACUGACGCAAUCUGUUUUAUUAAACAGAUGCGGUGAACAAGUAUCAGACGGCUGUACUUCUUCUAAAACUUGUAGAAUAACUGUUCUUGUGAAGCCAUGGGUCAAGCUACCGAACGGCAAGAGUUAUAGAGCAAUUCUUGCUAAUAAUUGUACUGAAGAAUGGCAGUACGGUGACGAUGGAGAAGUCUUGCCUGAACUGUCGAGCGAUAGCCAUGGAUUAGAUGACGAUAUAAUUGUAAAAAAUAAUAAAGAUCUUCAAAGUCAGCCUAAUCAACAAAAGACAUUAUCUGAAGAGGAACUAAGACUACUUCAAGAACAAAUAAUUCCUAGUAGUCACUUUGAAGAAGCCACCGUACCAAGUCAUAAUUUUGAAAGGACUGUGUCCGAUAAGGAUGUCAGUAAGCAACAUGUUUUCAAACUUGAGGCAAAUAAAAAAAGUGGAAAUUCUAUCCCUGUAACUGAAUCUGUGAAAAGUAUAAAUCAGGAAAAGAAAAAAGUAUUAGACGAAAUGUUAGAUUUCUUUGAUUUUUCUGGUUUUAAACCGUCAACUGAGUCCGCUGGAAUAAAUCCCAGAGCAAAAAGAAGUUAUGACAACGAUUUGCAAGUAUUAUCUCUUGCGGAUGAUUAUCAGAAAAUAAGAAAUAGUAUUGAGAAUGCAAAAUUUGUGUACGAAAUGGCUCAAGCGAUGGUAGAUUAUUUAAAUGAGAUAGAUAUAGACAUAAAAACUAGGGUUGUAAAGGAAGUAAUAAAAGCUGAAGAAGAAGAGGAAAAUUUUAAACGUUUUAUCUAUGUUCAAGCGCGUGUUACAAUACCCUGUGAUAAAGUAGAAUGUGAAUCUACAGAUGGUAAAUCUGAAAUUUGUAAUGGUGUUAUAGAUAGCACCGAUAAACUCAGUCCGCAAAUACUAAAUACAUUCUGCUACAAUAGUAACAAAGAAAGAGACCAAAGAGAGGUAAUAAAGGAAGUAUAUUUCGAAGACCCUGUACUCCAGACACUUGCUAAAGAAGCUGUGAAAAAAAUUGAAUCAGAGUCUAAGUCUCCACAUGCUAUAAAACUAAAUAAAAUCGUGGCAGCCAAUACACAAACAACAUCUGGAACUUUGACUAAGAUUUCUAUAAUUAUUGAAAAUCUAAAUUGCAGCAAAACCGUUCCAUCUGCAUUACGAGUUAAUUGCACAGUAUUAGAGCACUUGGGAUCAAAAAUAUGUGAAGUUUUAAUUCACGAAAGGUAUUGGCUACAAGAAAAGAAAAUAACUUACACCUGCACGGACAGACCGCUGGAUAUGAGAAUGUCUAAAACACAAUCUGUCUUUUCGAAAGAUACUUUACAUGAUCCUAAAAUUAAUGAAAUGCUUCAAGAAGCCAUACAAUAUUUAGAAACACAAUCUAACAUGAACAACAAACAAAAAAUAGUAAAUGUCACAUCUAUAUCAACUCAAAUAGUGGCUGGAUUGUUGACCAAACUAGAUUUUAUUGUCGGUUAUACGAAUUGCACAACUGAAAAUGAAGGAAAUUGUGAAGUGCUUGAAAAUGAAAAUCUACGCAUUUGUAAAGCUCAAAUUUGGGAUAGGUCGUGGAUCAUAGAUGGCAAGCAAAUUGAAGUUUUGUGCAAUGAUGUGAAAAACGCCCAUAAUAUUGGAGAGAUAAGGAAAAAAAGGUCAAUUGACGAUGUUGAUAAACAAAAAGAACAAAAUUUGAAAAACUUGUCGUAUGAAGAAUUAGCUCAAGAAUCUUUAAAAAGAUUUCUACACUCUUCUUCUAGUAAAACCCAUUAUGUAGUAGUUAAUGUUGAAAGGGUUAAAGUAAAAGCCGCUUCCGGAAAGUUAAUUCUAAUGGACUUUACUAUAACGCCAACUGAUUGUGUUUUACAAGAAGACGGAAGUCCCACGUUGAAUGAAUGCGAUGUCGUUGAUUAUAAUGAUAGAACGCUAUGCCAUUCGAAAAUAUUAGAGCAAAGAUGGCCGCAAUCAAAUCAAUAUUUUGUAUCUUGCGAUAUUGAAUCAAGAAAACAAGAAAAAGUAAAUAGUUUUGUUGGAGUGAAAGAGCAUGAUGCUAGCGACCCCAAAUUUUCUCAGUUAGCGCUUGAGUCAUUAAGUAAAUAUUGUCAUGACAAAGGUAUAACGCAACAUUAUAUAAUAGUAAAAAUUGAAAAAGCUACUACUCAAAUUGUUUCUGGAUUAUUGACGAGUAUUGAUUUUAUGAUAACUCCCAAAGGAAGCAAUAGCAGUAGUGAUACUAUUAAAUGUCAUUCUAAUGUAUUAGAAAAGCAUUGGCUUAAAUCAAGAGACUAUGAUAUAGCCUGUGAAACAAAUGAGACCAAAAAUAUGAAUGACGACAGUGACCCUGCUUAUAAAUUAACGCAAAUGGCUGUUGAAUGUUUACAAGAGUACAUGAAACACAACCCAGAAACACAGCUUCUUCGUGUUUCAUUUGUAGAUAAAGCUAUCGUGAAACCAUCGGGAAUAAACGUUAUUGAAUUUCUGGCUUCUCAUUCUGAAAAUGACGAUGGUGACACUUUGUGCCAUGCAGAAUUUUCGAAUAAUACCUUUGUAAAAAAAAACGUAACAGUGAAUUGUUAUUCUAUCGGAACCAUUUUCAGGAAAUCUGAAAUAAAUGAAGAUAAUCCAAACUAUAUCGAAUACAUCAAAUUAGCGGAAGAAUCAUUACAACAAUAUACACAGAGUAAAAAUCAGUCUGACUUGUAUACGAUAGUCAGUGUAGAAAAUAUAAAUGUAAACUGGGAUAAAGGAAUUAACACGGAAAUAAAAUUUAUAGUGUCUCCCGUAGAUAUAGAAAACAAAGAAUCAAAUGGACUUCAGUGCACUUCAAAAAUAAGAGAACAGCCUUGGUUACAGAGAAAAUAUAUCAAUGUCACUUGUACACCCGACAAAGAUUUAUAUAGAAUAAGGAGAGCAUUGGGCGGUGAAACAGAAGAAAACCCAAAUGACCCUCAGUACAGAACACUGGCUGACGAAUCAUUGCAAAAGUAUUUGAAAGAAAAGGCAAUCACGGAAUUUCAUAAAGUAGAUCGAGUGGUCAGAGUAACGACGCAGGUGGUCUCUGGAAAAUUGACGCGCCUCGACUACGUCAUUUCUAACGAACAGAAUCUGAAUGUACAAGAAUGUCAUUCUGAAGUGUGGGAGCAACCGUGGCUCAACAAGAAAGAAAUAACAGUGAACUGUGUGGUACUCGGCCAACGAGUAAAACGUGAUUCUGCAAUUCUUGGUGGCCAGAAGGAACAAAACCCCAAUGACCCUCAGUACAGAGCACUGGCUGAUGAAUCUUUGCAAAAAUAUUUGAAAGAGAACGCAAUCACGGAAUUUCACAAAGUAGAUCGAGUCGUCAAAGUAACGACGCAGGUGGUCUCUGGAACAUUGACGCGCCUCGACUACGUCAUUUCUAACGAACAGAAUCUGAAUGUACAAGAAUGUCAUUCUGAAGUGUGGGAGCAACCGUGGCUGAACAAGAAAGAAAUAACAGUGAACUGUGCGGUACUCGGCCAACGAGUAAAACGUGAUUCUGCAAUUCUUGGUGGCCAGGAGGAACAAAACCCCAAUGACCCUGAGUACAAAGCACUGGCUGAUGAAUCUUUGCAAAAAUAUUUGAAAGAGAACGCAAUCACGGAAUUUCACAAAGUAGAUCGAGUCGUCAAAGUAACGACGCAGGUGGUCUCUGGAACAUUGACACGCCUCGACUACGUCAUUUCUAACGGACAGAAUCAGAAUGUACAAGAAUGUCAUUCUGAAGUGUGGGAGCAACCGUGGCUCAACAAGAAAGAAAUAACAGUGAACUGUGCGGUGCUCGGUCAACGAGUAAAACGUAAUAAUCCAUUGCCAGGUGGCCUGAUGGAACAAAACCCCAAUAACCCUGAGUACAGAGCACUGGCUGAUGAAUCUUUGCAAAAGUAUUUGAAAGAGAACGCAAUCACGGAAUUUCACAAAGUAGAUCGAGUCGUCAAAGUAACGACGCAGGUGGUCUCUGGAACAUUGACGCGCCUCGACUAUGUCAUUUCUAACGGACAGAAUCAGAAUGUACAAGAAUGUCAUUCUGAAGUGUGGGAGCAACCGUGGCUCAACAAGAAAGAAAUAACAGUGAACUGUGCGGUACUCGGCCAACGAGUAAAACGUAAUAAUCCAUUGCCAGGUGGCCUGAUGGAACAAAACCCCAAUAACCCUGAGUACAGAGCACUGGCUGAUGAAUCUUUGCAAAAAUAUUUGAAAGAGAACGCAAUCACGGAAUUUCACAAAGUAGAUCGAGUCGUCAAAGUAACGACGCAGGUGGUCUCUGGAACAUUGACGCGCCUCGACUACGUCAUUUCUAACGGACAGAAUCAGAAUGUACAAGAAUGUCAUUCUGAAGUGUGGGAGCAACCGUGGCUCAACAAGAAAGAAAUAACAGUGAACUGUGCGGUGCUCGGUCAACGAGUAAAACGUAAUAAUCCAUUGCCAGGUGGCCUGAUGGAACAAAACCCCAAUAACCCUGAGUACAGAGCACUGGCUGAUGAAUCUUUGCAAAAAUAUUUGAAAGAGAACGCAAUCACGGAAUUUCACAAAGUAGAUCGAGUCGUCAAAGUAACGACGCAGGUGGUCUCUGGAACAUUGACACGCCUCGACUACGUCAUUUCUAACGAACAGAAUCUGAAUGUACAAGAAUGUCAUUCUGAAGUGUGGGAGCAACCGUGGCUCAACAAGAAAGAAAUAACAGUGAACUGUGCGGUACUCGGCCAACGAGUAAAACGUGAUUCUGCAAUUCUUGGUGGCCAGAAGGAACAAAACCCCAAUGACCCUCAGUACAGAGCACUGGCUGACGAAUCAUUGCAAAAGUAUUUGAAAGAAAAGGCAAUCACGGAAUUUCACAAAGUAGAUCGAGUCGUCAAAGUAACGACGCAGGUGGUCUCUGGAACAUUGACGCGCCUCGACUACGUCAUUUCUAACGAACAGAAUCUGAAUGUACAAGAAUGUCAUUCUGAAGUGUGGGAGCAACCGUGGCUCAACAAGAAAGAAAUAACAGUGAACUGUGCGGUGCUCGGUCAACGAGUAAAACGUAAUAAUCCAUUGCCAGGUGGCCUGAUGGAACAAAACCCCAAUGACCCUCAGUACAAAGCACUGGCUGAUGAAUCUUUGCAAAAAUAUUUGAAAGAGAACGCAAUCACGGAAUUUCACAAAGUAGAUCGAGUCGUCAAAGUAACGACGCAGGUGGUCUCUGGAACAUUGACGCGCCUCGACUACGUCAUUUCUAACGAACAGAAUCUGAAUGUACAAGAAUGUCAUUCUGAAGUGUGGGAGCAACCGUGGCUCAACAAGAAAGAAAUAACAGUGAACUGUGCGGUGCUCGGUCAACGAGUAAAACGUAAUAAUCCAUUGCCAGGUGGCCUGAUGGAACAAAACCCCAAUGACCCUCAGUACAAAGCACUGGCUGAUGAAUCUUUGCAAAAAUAUUUGAAAGAGAACGCAAUCACGGAAUUUCACAAAGUAGAUCGAGUCGUCAAAGUAACGACGCAGGUGGUCUCUGGAACAUUGACGCGCCUCGACUAUGUCAUUUCUAACGGACAGAAUCAGAAUGUACAAGAAUGUCAUUCUGAAGUGUGGGAGCAACCGUGGCUCAACAAGAAAGAAAUAACAGUGAACUGUGCGGUGCUCGGUCAACGAGUAAAACGUAAUAAUCCAUUGCCAGGUGGCCUGAUGGAACAAAACCCCAAUAACCCUGAGUACAGAGCACUGGCUGAUGAAUCUUUGCAAAAGUAUUUGAAAGAGAACGCAAUCACGGAAUUUCACAAAGUAGAUCGAGUCGUCAAAGUAACGACGCAGGUGGUCUCUGGAACAUUGACGCGCCUCGACUAUGUCAUUUCUAACGGACAGAACCAGAAUGUACAAGAAUGUCAUUCUGAAGUGUGGGAGCAACCGUGGCUCAACAAGAAAGAAAUAACAGUGAACUGUGCGGUACUCGGCCAACGAGUAAAACGUAAUAAUCCAUUGCCAGGUGGCCUGAUGGAACAAAACCCCAAUAACCCUGAGUACAGAGCACUGGCUGAUGAAUCUUUGCAAAAAUAUUUGAAAGAGAACGCAAUCACGGAAUUUCACAAAGUAGAUCGAGUCGUCAAAGUAACGACGCAGGUGGUCUCUGGAACAUUGACGCGCCUCGACUACGUCAUUUCUAACGGACAGAAUCAGAAUGUACAAGAAUGUCAUUCUGAAGUGUGGGAGCAACCGUGGCUCAACAAGAAAGAAAUAACAGUGAACUGUGCGGUACUCGGCCAACGAGUAAAACGUGAUUCUGCAAUUCUUGGUGGCCAGAAGGAACAAAACCCCAAUGACCCUCAGUACAAAGCACUGGCUGAUGAAUCUUUGCAAAAAUAUUUGAAAGAGAACGCAAUCACGGAAUUUCACAAAGUAGAUCGAGUCGUCAAAGUAACGACGCAGGUGGUCUCUGGAACAUUGACACGCCUCGACUACGUCAUUUCUAACGAACAGAAUCUGAAUGUACAAGAAUGUCAUUCUGAAGUGUGGGAGCAACCGUGGCUGAACAAGAAAGAAAUAACAGUGAACUGUGCGGUACUCGGCCAACGAGUAAAACGUGAUUCUGCAAUUCUUGGUGGCCAGGAGGAACAAAACCCCAAUGACCCUGAGUACAAAGCACUGGCUGAUGAAUCUUUGCAAAAAUAUUUGAAAGAGAACGCAAUCACGGAAUUUCACAAAGUAGAUCGAGUCGUCAAAGUAACGACGCAGGUGGUCUCUGGAACAUUGACGCGCCUCGACUACGUCAUUUCUAACGGACAGAAUCAGAAUGUACAAGAAUGUCAUUCUGAAGUGUGGGAGCAACCGUGGCUAAACAAGAAAGAAAUAACAGUGAACUGUGCGGUACUCGGCCAACGAGUAAAACGUGAUUCUGCAAUUCUUGGUGGCCAGAAGGAACAAAACCCCAAUGACCCUCAGUACAGAGCACUGGCUGACGAAUCAUUGCAAAAGUAUUUGAAAGAAAAGGCAAUCACGGAAUUUCACAAAGUAGAUCGAGUCGUCAAAGUAACGACGCAGGUGGUGUCUGGAACAUUGACGCGCCUCGACUACGUCAUUUCUAACGAACAGAAUCUGAAUGUACAAGAAUGUCAUUCUGAAGUGUGGGAGCAACCGUGGCUCAACAAGAAAGAAAUAACAGUGAACUGUGCGGUGCUCGGUCAACGAGUAAAACGUAAUAAUCCAUUGCCAGGUGGCCUGAUGGAACAAAACCCCAAUGACCCUCAGUACAAAGCACUGGCUGAUGAAUCUUUGCAAAAAUAUUUGAAAGAGAACGCAAUCACGGAAUUUCACAAAGUAGAUCGAGUCGUCAAAGUAACGACGCAGGUGGUCUCUGGAACAUUGACGCGCCUCGACUAUGUCAUUUCUAACGGACAGAAUCAGAAUGUACAAGAAUGUCAUUCUGAAGUGUGGGAGCAACCGUGGCUCAACAAGAAAGAAAUAACAGUGAACUGUGCGGUGCUCGGUCAACGAGUAAAACGUAAUAAUCCAUUGCCAGGUGGCCUGAUGGAACAAAACCCCAAUGACCCUCAGUACAAAGCACUGGCUGAUGAAUCUUUGCAAAAAUAUUUGAAAGAGAACGCAAUCACGAAAUUUCACAAAGUAGAUCGAGUCGUCAAAGUAACGACGCAGGUGGUCUCUGGAACAUUGACGCGCCUCGACUAUGUCAUUUCUAACGGACAGAAUCAGAAUGUACAAGAAUGUCAUUCUGAAGUGUGGGAGCAACCGUGGCUCAACAAGAAAGAAAUAACAGUGAACUGUGCGGUACUCGGCCAACGAGUAAAACGUAAUAAUCCAUUGCCAGGUGGCCUGAUGGAACAAAACCCCAAUAACCCUGAGUACAGAGCACUGGCUGAUGAAUCUUUGCAAAAAUAUUUGAAAGAGAACGCAAUCACGGAAUUUCACAAAGUAGAUCGAGUCGUCAAAGUAACGACGCAGGUGGUCUCUGAAACAUUGACGCGCCUCGACUACGUCAUUUCCAACGGACAGAAUCAGAAUGUACAAGAAUGUCAUUCUGAAGUGUGGGAGCAACCGUGGCUCAACAAGAAAGAAAUAACAGUGAACUGUGCGGUGCUCGGUCAACGAGUAAAACGUAAUAAUCCAUUGCCAGGUGGCCUGAUGGAACAAAACCCCAAUAACCCUGAGUACAGAGCACUGGCUGAUGAAUCUUUGCAAAAGUAUUUGAAAGAGAACGCAAUCACGGAAUUUCACAAAGUAGAUCGAGUCGUCAAAGUAACGACGCAGGUGGUCUCUGGAACAUUGACGCGCCUCGACUACGUCAUUUCUAACGGACAGAAUCAGAAUGUACAAGAAUGUCAUUCUGAAGUGUGGGAGCAACCGUGGCUAAACAAGAAAGAAAUAACAGUGAACUGUGCGGUGCUCGGUCAACGAGUAAAACGUAAUAAUCCAUUGCCAGGUGGCCUGAUGGAACAAAACCCCAAUAACCCUGAGUACAGAGCACUGGCUGAUGAAUCUUUGCAAAAGUAUUUGAAAGAGAACGCAAUCACGGAAUUUCACAAAGUAGAUCGAGUCGUCAAAGUAACGACGCAGGUGGUCUCUGGAACAUUGACGCGCCUCGACUAUGUCAUUUCUAACGGACAGAAUCAGAAUGUACAAGAAUGUCAUUCUGAAGUGUGGGAGCAACCGUGGCUCAACAAGAAAGAAAUAACAGUGAACUGUGCGGUACUCGGCCAACGAGUAAAACGUAAUAAUCCAUUGCCAGGUGGCCUGAUGGAACAAAACCCCAAUAACCCUGAGUACAGAGCACUGGCUGAUGAAUCUUUGCAAAAAUAUUUGAAAGAGAACGCAAUCACGGAAUUUCACAAAGUAGAUCGAGUCGUCAAAGUAACGACGCAGGUGGUCUCUGGAACAUUGACGCGCCUCGACUACGUCAUUUCUAACGGACAGAAUCAGAAUGUACAAGAAUGUCAUUCUGAAGUGUGGGAGCAACCGUGGCUCAACAAGAAAGAAAUAACAGUGAACUGUGCGGUACUCGGCCAACGAGUAAAACGUGAUUCUGCAAUUCUUGGUGGCCAGAAGGAACAAAACCCCAAUGACCCUCAGUACAAAGCACUGGCUGAUGAAUCUUUGCAAAAAUAUUUGAAAGAGAACGCAAUCACGGAAUUUCACAAAGUAGAUCGAGUCGUCAAAGUAACGACGCAGGUGGUCUCUGGAACAUUGACACGCCUCGACUACGUCAUUUCUAACGAACAGAAUCAGAAUGUACAAGAAUGUCAUUCUGAAGUGUGGGAGCAACCGUGGCUCAACAAGAAAGAAAUAACAGUGAACUGUGCGGUACUCGGCCAACGAGUAAAACGUGAUUCUGCAAUUCUUGGUGGCCAGAAGGAACAAAACCCCAAUGACCCUCAGUACAAAGCACUGGCUGAUGAAUCUUUGCAAAAAUAUUUGAAAGAGAACGCAAUCACGGAAUUUCACAAAGUAGAUCGAGUCGUCAAAGUAACGACGCAGGUGGUCUCUGGAACAUUGACACGCCUCGACUACGUCAUUUCUAACGAACAGAAUCAGAAUGUACAAGAAUGUCAUUCUGAAGUGUGGGAGCAACCGUGGCUCAACAAGAAAGAAAUAACAGUGAACUGUGCGGUGCUCGGUCAACGAGUAAAACGUAAUAAUCCAUUGCCAGGUGGCCUGAUGGAACAAAACCCCAAUGACCCUCAGUACAAAGCACUGGCUGAUGAAUCUUUGCAAAAAUAUUUGAAAGAGAACGCAAUCACGGAAUUUCACAAAGUAGAUCGAGUCGUCAAAGUAACGACGCAGGUGGUCUCUGGAACAUUGACGCGCCUCGACUACGUCAUUUCUAACGGACAGAAUCAGAAUGUACAAGAAUGUCAUUCUGAAGUGUGGGAGCAACCGUGGCUCAACAAGAAAGAAAUAACAGUGAACUGUGCGGUGCUCGGUCAACGAGUAAAACGUAAUAAUCCAUUGCCAGGUGGUCUGAUGGAACAAAACCCCAAUAACCCUGAGUACAGAGCACUGGCUGAUGAAUCUUUGCAAAAGUAUUUGAAAGAGAACGCAAUCACGGAAUUUCACAAAGUAGAUCGAGUCGUCAAAGUAACGACGCAGGUGGUCUCUGGAACAUUGACGCGCCUCGACUACGUCAUUUCUAACGGACAGAAUCAGAAUGUACAAGAAUGUCAUUCUGAAGUGUGGGAGCAACCGUGGCUCAACAAGAAAGAAAUAACAGUGAACUGUGCGGUACUCGGCCAACGAGUAAAACGUGAUUCUGCAAUUCUUGGUGGCCAGAAGGAACAAAACCCCAAUGACCCUCAGUACAAAGCACUGGCUGAUGAAUCUUUGCAAAAAUAUUUGAAAGAGAACGCAAUCACGGAAUUUCACAAAGUAGAUCGAGUCGUCAAAGUAACGACGCAGGUGGUCUCUGGAACAUUGACGCGCCUCGACUACGUCAUUUCUAACGAACAGAAUCUGAAUGUACAAGAAUGUCAUUCUGAAGUGUGGGAGCAACCGUGGCUGAACAAGAAAGAAAUAACAGUGAACUGUGCGGUACUCGGCCAACGAGUAAAACGUGAUUCUGCAAUUCUUGGUGGCCAGAAGGAACAAAACCCCAAUGACCCUCAGUACAGAGCACUGGCUGACGAAUCAUUGCAAAAGUAUUUGAAAGAAAAGGCAAUCACGGAAUUUCACAAAGUAGAUCGAGUCGUCAAAGUAACGACGCAGGUGGUCUCUGGAACAUUGACGCGCCUCGACUACGUCAUUUCUAACGAACAGAAUCUGAAUGUACAAGAAUGUCAUUCUGAAGUGUGGGAGCAACCGUGGCUCAACAAGAAAGAAAUAACAGUGAACUGUGCGGUGCUCGGUCAACGAGUAAAACGUAAUAAUCCAUUGCCAGGUGGCCUGAUGGAACAAAACCCCAAUGACCCUCAGUACAAAGCACUGGCUGAUGAAUCUUUGCAAAAAUAUUUGAAAGAGAACGCAAUCACGGAAUUUCACAAAGUAGAUCGAGUCGUCAAAGUAACGACGCAGGUGGUCUCUGGAACAUUGACGCGCCUUGACUACGUCAUUUCUAACGGACAGAAUCAGAAUGUACAAGAAUGUCAUUCUGAAGUAUGGGAGCAACCGUGGCUCAACAAGAAAGAAAUAACAGUGAAUUGUGUGGCGAGUACUGCACCGUCCAAUGGGAGAAAAAUGGAGAAAAAUGGUAGAAGAAAGCGAUCAACAGAAGUCAAUGAACUAAUGGAAAAUGCGGUUACUAACAAACAAUUUCGCGGGCAAAGUCAAGAGCAAGAUGCUCAUAAAGCGGAAUACAAAUUGCUUGCCGAAGAGUCUUUACGGAAGUAUCAAAUAAAAAACUUUACCCAUCAUAAGGUCCUCGAAGUAAAACGUGUUGUAACUCGAGUUGUUUCUGGUAUUAAAUAUAAGAUUGAUUUUACUGCUGCUCCAACAACUUGUUCUGCUAAUGUUACAAGAGUACAUUUGCAUAAAUGUAAAGUUGUAGAGGGUUUUAUUUUGUACUGUCAUGCGGAAAUCUGGGACAGGCCGUGGUUAAAAAAGAAAGAGAUUGAUGUCCAGUGUAAUGGAGCCGAUACUAAUGAUUUUGAUGAAUAUGAGUCUGAUGUUAGCGCUCUUGAUGAUAUUCUAAGACUUUCCACGAAAGAAAAUUCGAAUGAAAAUAAGUUUAAAGUUUUAGCUGAAGAGGCAUCAGAAAAGUAUUUGGCUGCAUCGAAUAGAAAGUAUGUGCAUGAGGUAACUGAAGUGCAUAGUGUAAGCGAACACCUAGCGGAUGGUAAUAUAAUAAAAUUGGAGUUCUCAAUGUCACCUACGAAUUGUUUGCGAAAUGAGACAAGGAGUUCUAACGAAACGUGUAAAGUUAAGCUACCAGUAAUUGUCAUACAUUGUACUGCUAAUAUUAGGGACCGACCCUGGCUAAAUGUCGAGAAAGACAUAAAAAUUACUUGUAAAAAACUGAGUAAAAUUAAAAAGUACAAACGUGACAUUGGUGUUAGGAACGUGAGACAAACUGGUGAUGAAGAUGAUUUAGAUGAAGAUAUUACUUUUUAUUACGCGGACCGUGCUGUUCAGCACGUCAAUGAUCAAUCAGGUUCUAAUAACUUGCAUAAAUUAGUCACUAUACAUGCUGUACAAAACAGUGUUCAAAUGCAAACGCCGACAAUUCGUAUGUACAUUGAAUUAGCGGAAACCUAUUGUCUACGGCACCACAUAGAUGUUAAUCUCCACGAUUGCGAGGAAAUGAAUGGUUUAGAUCACAAAUUAUGUUUGGCAAGACUCUGGCCUUCUCCUGAUGAUGAACUGGUAGUUAGACAUGUGUCGGUUACGUGUGAUACCGACGAGGAUUUUGCUUCGCUUACAGCUUUAAAUAUACCCGAAUUAUUAAAAUUAUCUAUCGAAGGUAUUGAACGAUCUCCUGAUAACCAAUUUAAACUGAUUCAUCAAGGAGAACCCCAGGUUAUACCAUCUCUUGAUUCAAAAAUUCCGAUUAAGAUGAACUUUAUUAUUGCGUCUACGAACUGUUCGAAAAAUGCCGAUCUCAAUAAAAAUCCUUUUCAAUGUUUCAUUGAUAGCACAAUACCAGCAAGAGCAUGCUAUUCAUUUAUAUGGAUGGAGGCUGAAACGCGAACGAUUAACGCCAUUGAUGCUAAGUGUCCACGACCAACUCGAAGUAGAAGAUCUCCUACAGGAUUGGCUAAUGUAACUGCAGAUGUAACUGCUGACAAUUUAGAAAUUCAAAAUUUAGUAGCAGAGUCUUUAGAAAAGUUAGAAAUGUCAUCGUUACAUCGAUAUAAACAAAGAGUCCUUCAAAUAAACAGCCACUCGACUAAAUUAACCACUGGCAAAGUUACAACUAUAGAUUUUGACGUUGGCUAUACUUCUUGUUUAAAAUAUGAAUGGAUUGAAAACAUUACUAGUUGCGAUUUUAUUGAACACCUGCCCAGGAGACGUUGUGUGGCUCAAAUUUUUGAAAGAUUGUGGAUUAACAAUGGGAGAAAUAUAGAUGUUAAUUGCGUAGACGAUGAGACGCCUUUAGAAACUCAUAUCGAAUUUGACAGUGCUGAAAUGGCUACCCAGUUAGCUAAAGAAGCGUUAAAACAUAUUGAAGCCAAAUAUCCUCAUCCCAAAAAGCAGAAAAUUGUAAGAAUAUUUUCAUUAGAAAAGCAAGUUGUUGCUGGUUUACACUACAGAAUGAAAGUUGAGGUCGGAUUUACGGAUUGUGUUGCAUUAAGUGAACAAACUGAUUGUAAACUGGAAAAUGAUUUAGGUUUAAAUAAGUUUUGUCGGGUUAAUGUAUGGAUUCGACCAUGGACUGAUCAUCCACCUAAUUUCCGAGUGUCAUGCGACUAUCAAGAAGGUGCAACGCAUGACCUAUACCACCAUGUGCAGGCUGAACACUUGUUCUAUAACUUUUUGACAACCUACAGUCCGAGUUAUGUAAACGAUUAUUCUCAAAUGCAAAAACGAUUUGAAAUUUUUAAAGCCAACAUUAAGAAAAUACACGAGUUUAAUGUUUAUGAAAAAGGUACAGCCACAUAUGGGGUGACUCGGUUUACAGAUUUAACGUAUGAAGAAUUUAGUACAAGAUAUAUGGGUUUAAAAACUGAUCUUAGAGACGCUAAUCAGGUUCCUAUAAAGAAAGCUGAUAUACCAAACAUAAAAAUUCCUGAAAACUUUGAUUGGAGGGAAUAUGAUGCAGUUACUGAUGUAAAGGAUCAAGGAUCGUGUGGCAGCUGUUGGGCAUUCAGUGUUACUGGGAAUAUUGAAGGUCAAUGGAAAAUGCAGUCUGGUCAGCUCGUGUCACUCUCUGAGCAGGAGUUGGUGGACUGCGAUAAGUUGGACAACGGUUGUAACGGUGGUCUUCCCGACAAUGCUUACAGAGCUAUAGAACAACUUGGAGGGUUGGAGUUGGAGAUAGACUACCCGUACGAAGGCGAGGAUGACAAGUGCUCGUUCAACAAGACUCUAGCGAAGGUCCAGAUCAGCGGCGCAGUCAACAUCACCACCAACGAGACGGGCAUGGCGCAGUGGCUCGUGCACAACGGACCGAUAUCUAUCGGUAUAAACGCGAACGCGAUGCAGUUCUACAUGGGCGGUAUAUCGCAUCCUUGGAAGAUGCUCUGCAACCCCACAAACUUAGACCACGGUGUGCUCAUCGUUGGAUAUGGCGUUAAGGACUACCCGCUGUUCCACAAGCGCCUGCCUUACUGGAUAGUCAAGAAUUCUUGGGGCAAGUCGUGGGGCGAACAGGGUUACUACCGCGUGUACCGCGGCGACGGCACCUGCGGAGUCAAUCAGAUGGCAAGCAGUGCGGUUAUAUAGACCCCACACCGAAAAGCGACACCAAUAAGUAUGUCCUGUGAAACCAAGGCAGAGCUUCCUUAAUGUAGAUGGCACCACUGUCUUAAUACUUUAAAAAUGCUUAUUGUUAACACAAGUUUAAACUAUGACGCUAUAUUGAGCCCUAACAUGCACUCAGCUUAACAUUGUCACAAAAUAACUGUAAGUAUUGUUGUCUUUUACUAACAUCCUUUCUGUGCCUUUUACUUAAAAGACGUAGACCUACUACGAUCGAUGGCCAAGUAUAGCGAGUGUAUUACAGAGUCAGCCGAUAAGUGUCAUAGCGUAAACGUAGUUCAACUUCAUCUAUAUUUUAAUUUAUUGUUAUAUAUUGUACUUAAGUAAAGUUUAAAGAAAGCUUAUGACGUUCUGACCUCAUCCACUCUCUUCCAAAAUCGAUUAGUUUGUUAGGACUCUUAUCAAGAGACAACGCAAGCCGAGCCUUAUAGAAAGGUUGUAAAUACAUGGGUUGUAAGCUAUAGUCUAAGUAUAGAUUAACUUCACGCAGUUUUAUAAAAAUAAAAAUAGACUUAAUUAUAAUCCAUUUCCGAAAUGAUAAAAGGGACCACGUGAACUUGUGUUAUCAUUGUUUUAUAACUUCUUUAUUAUAUUAUGUUGUAAUGAUCCCUAACAUCCCCUUUAGAUAAAAUACCUAACGCAAGAUAAAUGUACUUAGUAUAGAGACAAUGUUUUCGUAUUAAGUAUUUGUGAUAUAAAACACAAGAUAAAAUACUAUCGAUGGACUCUUUGAUUAAUAAAUACUAAAUUACAACUUUGAUUGUUUUGUAAAAGCAAAAUCAGACGCAUAUAAAAUCAUAAUACAUAACAAUUCAAUUAUUGUUUUCAUUUGAUCUAUGAUAGAAAACGAAAGUGACUGAAUGCAAAUUAAUUUUUACAUUAACACACUUUCGUUAAAGUUCAAAAUUCCUUGCCAGCCAAACAUCCCCACCAAGUUAGUAGUUAACAUUUCAUUUAUCAGAAGUACUCAGCUUAAAUGCUCAUAAAUAUAAAAAUCUAAAAUAUUUAUCACAAUAAGUGAUAUUAUACGCAUUAAAAGCCACAAUUACACCCGUAACAAAUUAUUUAGAUUCACCUAACAAUCAAAUAUAAAAUAAUUAUUUGUUUUUCUUAAUUGCUUGUGAGUGAUGUCACGGUAUUCGUCACAUGUCGAUAGUCGCCAAGCUCUAAUGCGAUUGACUCUUUAGAAUUUGCACAAGUUAUGUAAAUAAUGGCUAAAA
Messenger RNA from Trichoplusia ni (cabbage looper), 16346 nucleotides. RefSeq lists its product as uncharacterized. The coding region runs from base 124 to 15090 and encodes 4988 amino acids. Gene Ontology annotation, molecular function: cysteine-type peptidase activity; cysteine-type endopeptidase inhibitor activity. The record is from RefSeq and is a predicted model, not a curated record. The transcript has 8 exons. Gene Ontology annotation, biological process: proteolysis. Lineage: Eukaryota; Metazoa; Arthropoda; Insecta; Lepidoptera; Noctuidae.